AUGGAAAUAGAAGAGGGGAUUCCGCUGCCAAAGGCAAAACCUGUGGGAGGAUGGUACGAGUUCUGCAAGCGAAGGCUACCGAUACUAGAGUGGGCUCCCAAGUAUGACAGGACGAAUGGCAUAGCGGAUUUAAUUGCUGGGAUCACGCUGGGUUUGACUCUGGUGCCGCAGAGUAUUGCAUAUGCCUCUCUCGCUAAUUUACCAGUUCAGUAUGGCCUGUAUUCGGGAUUUAUGGGUACGAUCCUAUACAUGUUCCUGGGUACUGUAAAAGAGGUAUCUAUUGGUCCGACUAGUUUGAUGGCGCUGAUGACUCUACAAACGUGUCGAGACCUGCCCAUAGAUUUUGUGGUACUCCUGGCAUUCCUUUCAGGGUGUGUCGUGUUUGUUAUGGGAUUGCUUCGGCUCGGAUUCCUGGUAGACCUUAUAUCCCCAUCAGUGACGAGUGGGUUCACAUCGGCAACUGCUGUGACAAUAAUCGUGUCCCAGUUGAAAGGCAUGCUGGGACUCAGUUUCAUUGCUGAAACUGUGAUGGAGAAUCUCGCUUUGAUAUCAGAAAAUUGGAGUAAAAUUCGCUUUAAUGACUGCGCUUUGAGCGCUGCGUGUUGUAUAUUUCUGCUAUCGUUACGGAAACUCAAAGAUAUCCAGGUGAAUGCCAAGAGGGUUAAGAAAACUCUAUGGUUGAUAUCGAUAGCACGAAAUGCUCUCGUAGUGUGUAUAACUUCCACCAUCGCCUACUGUACUUAUAAUCCUGAACAACCCCUUUUCAAAUUAUCAGGUCGCGUGGAACCAGGUCUACCUAAACUGAGUUUUCCGCCGUUCAGUACGAUAAUGGGUAACCAGACUGUUGGCUUCGUGGGGAUGUUGGAUCAACUAGGAUCUGCUGUUAUUGUAACGCCCGUUGUAAUGGUCCUAGCUAACAUAGCAAUUGCGAAGGCAUUCUCACCCGGCGGUCGGGUAGACGCUACCCAAGAAAUGUUUACAUUGGGCUUAUGCAAUGUAGCGGGCUCUCUUGUUCAUGCUAUGCCUUCGUGCGGAGCCUUCACCAGAUCUGCUGUGUCGCACUCGUCUGGUGUUAGGACGCCCGCAGCUGGACUAUAUUCAGGGAUUAUAACGCUGCUGGCAUUGAACUUUUUAACGCAGUACUUCUUCUUCAUCCCUAAAGCUUGUCUGUCAUCCGUACUGAUAUGUGCCGUCGUUUUCAUGGUGGACAUAAACAUAAUAUUUAAACUAUGGAAGAGCAGUAAACGUGAACUGGUUCUAUAUAGUCUCACCUUUUUAGCGGGAAUAUGGAAGAAUCUAGAAUUAUCCAUCCUAGUCGGUGCUCUAGCGGGGCUUGGGCUACUUAUCAGAGAUGUUUUGAGUACUCCAGUUGAAAUAACACAAGUUCAGACAAACAAUGGUGAUGUUAUCAGAGUUGCAGUCCGUAGAGCUCUAGUCUAUGGUAAUGCAGAGAGAUUUGCUUCACUGGUGCUUAAUACUGCUGUUGCUGCACGCUGUCCUGUCCUUAUUGAGUGUUCUGCUAUUACUCUUUGUGAUUAUACUGCAACUGAGGUCAUUUCUCGACUUAUAAGCAAAUUCAAGGAGAAUAAUCAGCAAUUAAUCUUCUACAACGCGUCUGUAGAUUCUGUCAAGUGGUUAGAAAGCAUAACUGAACUCGAUAAACGUGCCUUAGGAAUUAAUAAAGUCCAAGAGGCCUUGGAUGCUGUUGCCAGAAGAAAUCUCGAAGCGACAUCAGAAACAAGUGCACUUUUAGAAAAGAGAAGCGUAAAACGUGAAGAAAUUGUGUAA
Molecule: messenger RNA, 1788 nt
Organism: Leptosia nina
Lineage: Eukaryota; Metazoa; Arthropoda; Insecta; Lepidoptera; Pieridae
Source: the annotation of a GenBank genome assembly